Glarea lozoyensis ATCC 20868 is the source of this 2643-nucleotide messenger RNA. Its product is annotated as Metalloproteases (zincins), catalytic. The record is from RefSeq and is a predicted model, not a curated record. The coding region runs from base 1 to 2643 and encodes 880 amino acids. The transcript has 7 exons. Lineage: Eukaryota; Fungi; Ascomycota; Leotiomycetes; Helotiales; Helotiaceae. Gene Ontology annotation, molecular function: metalloaminopeptidase activity; zinc ion binding; peptide binding. Gene Ontology annotation, biological process: peptide catabolic process; proteolysis. Gene Ontology annotation, cellular component: cytoplasm.
AUGCCUCCAUCCGAUGUGGCUGACCGGGAAAUUCUCCCUGACAAUAUCAAAGCCAUCAAUUAUGAUAUUUCCAUCCACGACCUUGAGAUGGGAGGUGCCUUUGGCUACCAGGGAACCGUGAACAUUCUCUCGAAAAUUGUGAAGCCUUCUAAGGAUAUCACGUUGAAUACACAUGAGAUCAAAAUUCACAGUGCAGAGCUUCUGUCUGGAGAUAAGUCUUUCAAGUCCACGGGUACUUCCUACGAUUCAGCAAAGCAACGUGCAACACUCGCCUUUGCGGAUGAAAUUCCUGUUGCUGAAAACGCAAACCUGGUGAUCAAAUUUCAGGGAACCAUUAACAAUGAUAUGGCAGGGUUUUACCGCUCUAAAUACAAGCCCACUGUUGCCCCAGCACCAUCGGUGGCUAAAGAUGGAGAAGACCAUGUCAUGUUUUCUACCCAAUUCGAGAGUUGUGACGCUCGUAGAGCUUUCCCGUGCUUCGAUGAGCCCAAUCUCAAAGCUACCUUUGAUUUUGAAAUCGAGCUGCCAGACGAUCAAGUUGCUUUGAGUAACAUGCCCGAGAAGGGCACCCGAAAAUCCAAGGACGGCUUCAAGGUCGUCUCCUUCGACAGAACUCCCGUCAUGAGCACGUAUCUACUCACAUGGGCUGUCGGUGAUUUCGAGUAUAUUGAAGACUUCACCAAGAGAAAGUAUAAGGGCAAACACUUGCCGGUUCGAGUUUAUACUACCCGAGGACUGAAGAGUCAAGCUCAGUAUGCUCUUGAUCACGCUCCUCAAAUCAUUGAUUACUUCUCUGAGAUCUUUGAUAUCGAAUACCCUCUUCCCAAGUCUGAUCUACUGGCUGUUCACGAAUUUUCUCACGGUGCAAUGGAGGGCUGGGGUCUGGUAACCUACAGGACAACAGCAGUUCUAUUUGACGAGAAAACAUCUGACUCAAAAUACAAAAACAGAAUUGCCUACGUAGUUGCACACGAACUAGCCCACCAGUGGUUUGGAAAUCUUGUGACCAUGGACUGGUGGAGCGAGCUAUGGCUGAAUGAAGGGUUCGCUACUUGGGUUGGUUGGUUGGCUACAGAUAAAAUUCAUCCGGAAUGGAACGUCUGGUCGCAAUUUGUCUCGGAAGGCAUGCAAACUGCUUUCACAUUGGACUCUCUCCGCAGCUCCCACCCAAUAGAAGUACCCGUUCGGGACGGCCUAGAUGUCGACCAAGUCUUUGAUGCAAUUAGUUACUUGAAAGGUAGCUCUACUAUUCGUAUGCUUGCCACCCACCUCGGCCAGGAAACUUUCCUGAAAGGUGUAUCCAAUUACCUGAAAGCUCAUGCUUACGGCAAUGCUACCACAAAUGACUUGUGGUCAGCACUAAGUGAAGCUUCGGGCCAAGACAUUAACAGCUUGAUUGAUCCUUGGGUCCGUAAAAUCGGUUUCCCUGUACUCACAGUAGCCGAAGAACCAGGACAAAUUGGAAUUAAGCAAUCGAGAUAUCUUUCCACAGGCGAUGUGAAGCCAGAUGAGGAUACGACGACUUGGUGGGUUCCUCUAGGGCUUCAAGGUAAAACAGGGACGAAAGGUACGACCUCGAUUGCACUUACGCAAAAAGAGGAUACCAUUAGAGACAUUGAUGAUACAUUCUACAAGAUCAACAAAGAUAAUGCGGGUUUCUACCGUGUCAACUAUCCUCCAGCUAGAUUGGCUAAAUUGGGCUCUCAAAUUGACCAGCUGAGCACUAUGGACAAAAUUGGUUUGGUCGGUGAUGCUGGCGCGUUGGCUCUUUCGGGACAGGCCACAACUUCAGGACUAUUGGCUUUUGCUGAGGGUCUCCAGUCGGAAACAGACUAUUUGGUUUGGUCGCAGAUAUUAGAUUCUCUAGGAACUGUCAAGUCAAUAUUUUCUGAUAAUCAGGAGAUCCAUGCGGGCUUGCAAAAAUUCACGCUCAAGUUGAUUACACCUGCUGUAGAAAGAAUUGGCAUCGAGCAAAAGCCUGAUGAUGACUUUCUCACAACACGUCUACGCUCGCUACUCGUUAUCAGUGCCGGUUUGAAUGGCCACGAAAAGAUUAUUUCCGAGGCCAAAAAGCGCUUUGAGCUCUACACAAGUGGGUCUGACAAGUCUGCUAUCAACUCUAAUCUUCGUGCUGCUAUUUUUGGUAUCGCCAUGCGCCUUGGGGAUGCUCCGGAAUAUCAUGCCCUGAAAAAGGAGUGGCAAACAACCCUCUCCGUCGAUGGAAAAGAAAUCGCUCUGCGAGCCAUGGGACGUCUUCAAAGCCUCGACCUGCUUCCAGAUUAUCUAGACUUCGUAUUCGAGGAAGUCGCAACUCAAGACAAGCAUACAGCAGGUAUGGCACUCGCUGCUAACCCCAAAACCCGAGCAGCAUUCUGGCAAUACAUCCAAGACAACUUCCAAGCCAUCUACGAUUCUCUGUCGAAGAACAUGGUUGUUCUAGAUCGCUUCCUGAAGACUAGUUUGUCCAAGUUCGAUUCCAGAGAGAUGGAACAGGAAAUUGCAAAGUUCUUCGAGGGCAAGGAUAAUCGUGGAUAUGAUCGUACACUGGGAGUUAUUAAGGAUACGAUCUUGACGAGAGCUGCGUAUAAGGAGAGGGAUGCUGAGGUUGUGCUGGAGUGGUUGAAGGCUAAUGGAUAUGCUUAG